Messenger RNA from Mangifera indica (mango), 628 nucleotides. Its product is annotated as 60S ribosomal protein L44. Bases 154 to 471 code for a protein of 105 amino acids. The transcript is spliced from 4 exons. Gene Ontology annotation, cellular component: ribosome; cytosolic large ribosomal subunit. Gene Ontology annotation, molecular function: structural constituent of ribosome. Lineage: Eukaryota; Viridiplantae; Streptophyta; Magnoliopsida; Sapindales; Anacardiaceae. The record is from RefSeq and is a predicted model, not a curated record. Gene Ontology annotation, biological process: translation.
CCAAAUUCAAUAGCUGACUGACUCCGUAUAAUAAGCGUAACCCUAAUGUGACCGCUAUAAAUUGCCACUCAUUGUUCGGCGGCCUGUGGUUCACCGAGGGCGUUUUUAGGGGAAGCAGAGCAGAGAUCUCUCUUUCUUUGAGUAGUUUCCACCAUGGUGAACGUACCCAAGACAAAGAAAACAUACUGCAAGAGCAAGGAGUGCAGAAAGCACACCUUGCAUAAGGUCACACAGUACAAGAAGGGCAAGGACAGUCUUGCAGCGCAGGGUAAGAGACGUUACGAUCGCAAGCAAUCGGGUUAUGGAGGACAAACCAAGCCUGUUUUCCACAAGAAGGCUAAGACAACAAAAAAGAUUGUCUUAAGGCUUCAGUGUCAGGGGUGCAAGCAUGUGUCUCAACAUCCCAUCAAGAGGUGCAAGCACUUUGAGAUCGGUGGAGACAAGAAGGGCAAGGGAACAUCUCUGUUUUAAAAUUUGUGUUGUGUUUUUCUUUUUCUGUGUCAAUGAAGCUUUAGCCGGGGUGGCAAAUAUUUUGUUUAGUUGUGUUGUGUCUGAUGACUUUCAUGUUUUAUAACAUUAAGAUGUUUGUUUACUGAACACAUUUUAUGAUAUCUAUUAACUUUAGGAA